GCGGCAUGACCGCUGGGCGCAAUAAAUUAUUGCACCUACCCCGCUGAUCUAGAUUUUUCCUGACCUUAUCUCCACCCACCAGCCCGCACCCACCCAACAGCCCUCAUACCAGCCCUGUGUCUCGGUUGCCCCCGUUUCAGCUACACUCUCAAGCCAAGUCGCCGGUGAUUUGGCCCACGACGUAACCAUUCCGGCGGGGGAGAUCCACAGGAAUCAUGUCUGACGCCGGAAGUUGUGAUGGGGCCGCAGCCUCUGGGGAUGCAGUUGAUGACAACAUUCAUGGACAGCCACAACAAGCUAAUGAAGAACAGGCAUCUCCUGCUCCAACUUCUCGAAUUUCAGUCAGAAAGGCAGUAGAAGUAAUCCAGACAUUUGACGAAUACAAGCGGUGGCUCAUUACUGAAAUUGGGUUUGGAGGAAUGCUAAAGCUACCCUUGCUCCAGAAGCUUAAUCUUAAGUUUAGCGCCUGGACUAUGAGCAAGGUCUGCGUUGAGCCUCGAGCGAUUGUUCUGUCAGAAACGAAGAUACUAAAGUUUUUUGCGGAAGACAUCCACAAGGUUUUUGGCAUCCCGUGUGGACACUGGAGUGUUAAAGGGCGCGAUGGUUUCAUCAAGCCAGAAGCGGUAACAUUCAUAAAGAGGACGCUAGGGAUGGACAGGACGGGAGUGCAUAGCCUGCGUGCGGCCGAGGAAUUCCUUCUCCGUGACAUAUCCGAGGCUUCCAGCAAGAUGGAGAAGGAUUGCUUUCAGAUUGCAUUUGUCAUUUUUGUUAUGGGCCAUGUGCUGGUACCUAGAACAAAACAUGAUUAUGGCACCAUAGACUACUGGGGUGCGUUGGCAAAUACGGAGAACAUAUCACAAUUCAAUUGGUGUGAGUUUGUACUUGAGUUCUUGCUUGAGGCAGUCCGGCGGCUUAAGAAUGAUAUGAUGGACAACAAUAUGAACACCAAUCUGGUUGGUUGCCACUUGUUUUUCCAGAUUUUCUUCCUUGACAAUGUCGACCUUGGAAUUUUCAACAAGAACCACAAUGUUCUUCCUCGCAUUAGUGACUUUGAUCAGACCAACAUCAAGAACAUGAUAACAAUGGCGACUGACAUUGGGAAGGGCCCUACGUCCUACUCGAAAUGCAUGAUUCGUCAGGGUACUGAUCUAUGCUAUGCUCGUUGCAACAUUGCUGAUUGCACUGAGAGAACUUCCAACCAGCCAGUUGAAGGCGGCAAUAUGGAGGAAGAUGUUUGCAAGUUCACGAACGACAGGAAUGAUUCAGCUCAUGUAUCUUCUUCAGCAGCCGGCAACCUAAUGGAUGUACAUACACCACUACCUAUGCUUGGACCAAUGGACUUUAUAGAGCACAUGUGGAGCCGAUACCCCAGUCUGUUAGGGAUGAGUUGAGUUUUAUACUAAAGGAGCAGAAUGCCAAAUGCCAGCGUGAAAUCAACACCGCCCGCGCAAAUAUGCAGGCAGACAUGAUCAAAUUCGUGGACAAACUAAUGGCAUCAAUCAGCAAGAGGUGCAUCUGCUAUACCGCUAGAGGGUUUACUGACUGUCCGGCAAGAGCAGUAGAUACAUUUCCAGUUGAUACACUAAGGACUGCGAUUGGACAGAAAAUACCAGGAGUCAGGCUCGAUAUGUCUGCAUGCAAAGAUGGCAACUUUGGACCGAGUAUCCAUGGCGAUGACCAGUCAGGCCGGCUCCAGAACAAGAGGUCACGACAUGAUGAAGGAGCAGUCGCAACAAUGACAUCUCAGAUACUUCAGUUUGCAAGGCAUACACUGCAGGCUAUCAGCAAAAUGUUUAUUGACUUGCCGGAUGACGGCAGCACCACUGCAUUUGGACAGAAGGCAGAGGGACUUCCUAGAAGAAAAUAUGUAUUCAGAUCUGGAUUCCAGACAGACCCAUGGGUCAGGGGUCUGUCCCGCUACCACCGCAAACGUAUGUUUGCCAACAAUUAGAAGGGUUCUUUGCUACGUCACCGCCAGAAGAACUAUGCAGGCGAUUAUGUCAAACCAGACUAUUAUGGUGCAUAUUCAUUAUCUGUAUUCACACUUUAACCAUUAUGCUGACACUCCUUUUUCCAUAUACUCAGGAAUUUUCUUGUGCAUGAGAACCCGAGGUUCUUACGAAUAACGGGUUCAGCGUUGAAAAGCCAGGUUGUUGAAGAUGAGCUAAUCGACCAUGAGGUGAUGUCAGUCAUUAUCAGAAGGUAUUGCCAGUCUGAUCAGGAAGCAGACAAACACUCCCCAUACUUAACAUGGAGACACCCAACUGAACCGGAAUUUUCGGUCAGUCGUAAAUAGCUAUCCACAUCUUCGGCAACUUGUUUUUCAAUAUACAUUUAUUUUAUCCAUGCACAGACGAUUGGAUUUGACUGAAUGCAGACAAUGGUACUAUCGGAUUAUGAUUACCUACAUUGGUGUCAAUCCAGAAAGCAUUGUGUGCCGACGCACUCAAAUAUGACAUCACAUCAGCUCAGUUGUUCUUCACGCCGGUCCCACGGCCCGAAGGAUGGAUUGUAGUUUUCUGGGACAUGGUAACCCGCCUCAUGUUUGUUAUUGAUCCAAUGUACAGCAAGAGAAGCCAACCACUGACCACUCAGCAGAGAGACGAGAUUAUAGCUUGGAAGUUACAUGAUGCCUUGCUCAUUUGCUUAAAUGAGUAUUAUGCUGGCUGGCCCGUGAGGAAAGAUGGUUGGAAAGUCACCUUCCCCGCACUUGCUGAUAGCAUUUUCUCUCGUAAUGAAACUGGAGCUUGUGUCAUCCAUAUUGCCCUCCAUUUCGAUGGGAAAAAGCUGAAGAUGCCCCUCACCAAGCACACAAUAUCGAAGGUGAAGUGGGAAACGCUGUACGAGUGCAUGAAGUUGCAGGGAAAUUUCUCACCCCAUGCACGUGAUGCUCUGUGGCGCCUUCUUGCACCAUCGGACAAUAUAUCUGAGGAAGAUUGACUCAGCAAACUCUACCGGUUGGCAUGGAGCUAUCCUUAUGUUCUUUUUUCACUUUACACCCUAGAUAUAUGUCUACUUAUUUCAUCGUAGCAAAUGUAUGCGCCAAGGUCAUGUUUACUAUCAGUCAUUUCAGUUUUAUCGUUAUGCACCAAGCAUUAGUUGGUACUAAACUUCUUAUGAUGUGUCUGAACAAAUCUACAAAUACUUUUAUUUUUGCAUAUCCACAUCAUGUCCCCCCCAUCCUCCCCGGUUCUGAUAUGUGCAAUGGGAGGAGGAGCACAUGCCACGCCCAUCUUCUCACAUACAUGGACGCGUGUGCCAUUUUUCAUCUUAUUACCAACUCAAAACAGCUAGCUCGUUCAAUCAAAACUUCGCGGUAUAGAAGGACCCAUCGGCCAUGUAGACACAUUGUAUGUAUGCAUUGAGCACCGGGCGACAAUUCAAGUCACAUAUCUCAGCACAUGCCUUGUUCGAUAUAUUUAAAUUUAUAGUUAUCCCGGGUUGCUACUAAUAUGCCGAGAUAAAUAACCAUGCAACAUGCGAUAGGAACACUUGACUGUGCUAACAUUAUCAUCCCACAUUUUCCAGUCUCCAUCUAAUCAACAACCUUAAAGCUUCGCCCACCCUCUGCCCCGCCAUGUUUCGCCAUGAUGUAGACACACUAUGUCAGAGGCAUACCCAUAUUGCAUUAUGCCAUAGUAAUGCAAAAUCAUAAUUCAUCAAUUGCAUAUUGUACUACAUAAUUAGUUUACGCACAAGCCAAACAUCACAGAACUGCUAGCACACAACAGUAAGGUUCAAACUUAAUUGUCGGAGUCCACACUUACGUCUUACACAAUGAACAGCCUAAACAUGACUGUCUUCUUACAUAAAUGUCACAAAUAGGUUUGUCUUGAACUAGUACAUGGCAUACAUGCAGUGAACACAAUCACUUACACGCCACUUUAGUUGGGGCGCAAGCUCAAUUGUGCCAAUUCUCGAUGCCGUGAUGUCUUCAGUCUUCUAGUGCCGGGUAGUACACAAAUGGCAAUCCUACAUACGUGAUACAUCUGGUAAUAACUUAUUCAUUGAAGCCAACAAGUGGUCACAAUCACACAUGCACAUAUCAGGAGGUGGGUGCAAGCUAAAUUGCAACCUUUAUCGGCGCCAACAUGUCUUCAGUUUUCAUCGGCCGGUCAACCGUUUGAACCAUUAUCACACCACAUACAUGUGGGGAGGCAACUAACAUUCGCGGUUGUCGUCAUAUUCAAACAAGAUUCUCACCCGUCGCACAAAUACUGUUUCAAAAUGCUUCCUCUCAUCUUGUAGCUGCCUAGAAUGGCAGGACUUCCUCAAGCAUGAAAUCUGGGAGAUCUCCCAUGUUCCCCCUCAUGGAGAUAACUUCAUAUGCAAUUGACUGCCGCAGGUAGUUAAGGCGCGCCUGCACAUAAUGAACAUGACAAUUAGGGAGGUUCGACUAGCUGUUUACAGAGUUGAACCAAGGCUUCAAUAUAUUCGUGUGGUAUAAUUCUCAUCGGUGUUAGCACAUUCUGAAGAUAUAGGCCAGUGUCAUUCCUGCUGUAGUUUACAAUGUGCAACCAGCUGUCCUCUCUGCAUUCUCCAUCAUCACAUCAAAUCAAUCAGACUGUUAAAUGUGGAUAGUAAAUAAAUAUCGACAUUUAGAGUGAUUGCAUUUUGACCAUACAUCUCGCAGCUUUCAUGCAUGUUCACAUUGUAGUUGAUUGUCCACCCCUGAGCAGGGAUGUACCAACCAGGGAUAUUCUCAUGUAUGCAGCGCCGAAGUCUUGCUAGAAUGAAGUUUGCAUUGUCUUCAUGCUUGUACUGCACCUCUGACAUUGGCUCUGAAGUCUCACAGGGGUCCAUGACCAACAAUGUCCUCUCCUCGACAUCCACGACAUAUAGUGAGUAGCUAUCCAUCAUUGGAACUGGUAGCAUGAGCUGCAUAUCCGAAGUAAUAGGCAAUAGCCGAGCGCCUCAUAACUCAUCCUUGUAUUCAUGAAUUCGAAGUCCAAAUCGUAUGACCUAUACAUGAGAGCAAGCUGCCCGAAGACGCAACAAAUUAUUGCAAGCACCGCAAUUUAUCAUUUAAAGGAGCUUCGAUGAUGUCAUAUGCUUGCAGAAACCUAGUUAUGAGUCCAGCAUGAAUGCUGUUGUCCGCCCUUUCCUCUGGAUCGACCACGUACUCAGCAGAAUCUGGAACGCCACUGCCGAUUACUGCAUAUGCAGGCGUGACAGGUGUCUCUUCAUGUGUGUUGGCUGAUACACCUGUUGGUUCUAUAGGUUGUACUGAAAUAUUAUGAUUUCCUUCCACAUCCGCCUCAUCAUAUGUGUCAUACUCUGGAACUGGAAAGUCGCUCCCCACCUCUUCAACAACAUAACCAUGAGUCCAGACAGCAAUUUGCAAAAUUUCUGAUUGAUGCGCUGGGGUCGCAUUAUUUCCAAAUUCAGUCCCAGAGACCAUGGCUUCUUCAUGCCGAGUCACCGUGACUUCUCCAUCUGCUCUUUCAGCAUCUUCGACAACUCUGUGAAUAAUGCGGCUCCCAAGGCGUCCAUUGCCAUCGUCAGGUCCAACCAAUGCAUCUUCAUUAUCACCUGCAAACAACUGAAAGUUUGGCAAUACAGGAUUUCAGUUCUUCCAUCGCCAACUUCACUAUGGAGUUAAAAUGUAUUCAACAUAUUUUUAUAACUUACUGCACUAGCUGUUCCAUCCAUUAGAGGGUGCCACAUCCAUAUUCGCUGCACCAUGUAGCCUACAGGCCUGGUCUGCAAUACCAUUUCGCAUUUUGCAAACAAUGUCAGCAGGUAUGUUAGACAAUAUUACUCUAAUUUCAGUGAAGUAGUAGUUCAAUUACUGGGUAAUAUCCUGGGUUGUCUCUCUCUAGCUGGAUCAAUUUCCUCACUAUUGGGCUGGAGUAAGCACAAAUUCUUGGGAGCAGAUUUGACUGUAAGCUCGCAGGCCCAUAGUCCACCCAAUCCAGCUGAACAUACUGUAAAAACAAAUCCAACUAUGUCAGUCACUCAUUUGAUUCAGUAAUAAUAUGAAUGAGUACAGCUUGCAGUGUAAA
Messenger RNA from Triticum aestivum (bread wheat), 6005 nucleotides. RefSeq lists its product as uncharacterized. The record is from RefSeq and is a predicted model, not a curated record. The transcript has 13 exons. The coding region runs from base 216 to 1391 and encodes 391 amino acids. Lineage: Eukaryota; Viridiplantae; Streptophyta; Magnoliopsida; Poales; Poaceae.